Messenger RNA from Actinia tenebrosa (Australian red waratah sea anemone), 1260 nucleotides. RefSeq lists its product as uncharacterized. Lineage: Eukaryota; Metazoa; Cnidaria; Anthozoa; Actiniaria; Actiniidae. The record is from RefSeq and is a predicted model, not a curated record.
GUCGUUGAACAAACAAAAAGACUGCUUGUUGUCGCGUACGUGGUAAGGUAAAAGACGAACUCGAAAAAAAACUCGAGAUAAAUUAGAGCGUGCGACCUGUUUUCCCAACAAUUUGCAAAACCUUUCAAAUAAGUUGUCACACAAGUUACACAAGUCAUUAAUAUUACGAGCUAUACACUUAAUUUGUUUAUAGAGAAUCAAUCUUUUGUAAGGCAAUUACUAUCAAAUAAUCGUUUCCAUAGCGACUAAUGCGUCUUGUCAAUUCCAUUAGUUUUUCCGCGCGCUGUUUAGUUUGUACACCUUAUGAUAUCGAUAAAAUUCACUUAGCAGUUUGACAUUUUUGCGAAGAUGGAAAAAGUAAUGAUAUCAUCACAUCCUCURUACGGCUACCAGUUUGACAUACAACAGAGAGCCAAGCUAGUACCUAUCAUACCAGAGUUGGGCGCCGGGAGAAAAAGCGUGUUCAGUGAAGUCAGAACUCCAGCGUACAAAAAACAGCACAACGUUUUUAAAGACUUCACCAUAGGACGGUCCUCGCCAAUCUGGGGAAUAAAAAAAGGAAAAAUGAAACCAAACAAUCGACUAGUUCAGCUGUCCAAACCCAAACAGCUCCACCCUGACUAUCAGCCAUGUAAGAAUACUGAGACUUUAGUGGCACCUAGUGCUAAGACUGCUGCCUGUUCUAGUCGACUGGACACGCUCUCUGAACCAAAGAAACGGACCGAGCCUCCUCCUCGAGAAUGGAAAAUAGAGAAAUCUUCUUUAACUGCUCAGCCUUCUGAACGAAUAGUGCGCUUGUCUAAUCCCAGGGGCUACGCUCAGGGGUUUCUGCCUGAUAACUUUGAAUCUUGGCGAGUAAGUAAAGCUGCUAUUGAGGCAAAGCCCUCAGGAAGAGUAGAAGAGCUUUCUAAACCUAUGGUUCGAGAGAUUGCCAGCAACUURCCCAGGGCUGAUGCAUUCGUUGUUAGUAUGGCUGCUCAAAAGGCGACGUGCUCUGAAAGAAUAGCUGAACUCUCGCAACCUGUUAAAAGAUAGAUUAUGUCACAUCUACUAUGAACCUUCCAAAUGUUAUUGUUUUCUUUCUUUCUUUCUUUCUUUCCUUCUUUUUUGUUUUUCGUUUUUCUUUUUUCUUCUUCUUCAUCAUUUUCUUAUUAUUAUUUUAUAUACAUAUAUAAUACUUUUUUGAGACCAAAAUUUUUUUUGCGGGUGUUGGUUUGCUUGUUUCAUUCAUAGGGUUUAAAAAUAAUAAACUUUUUAUUC